Molecule: messenger RNA, 1130 nt
Organism: Zonotrichia albicollis (white-throated sparrow)
Lineage: Eukaryota; Metazoa; Chordata; Aves; Passeriformes; Passerellidae
Source: RefSeq, a predicted model, not a curated record
AUGCGGGGUACUGGGGGUACCGGGAAGUACCGGGGGUACCGGGAUGUGCGGAGUACUGGGGGUACCGGGAAGUACCGGGAGUACCGGGAUAUGCGGGGUACUGGGGGUACCGGGAAGUACCGGGGGUACCGGGAUAUGCGGGGCACCGGUGCGGUUUUUUUGUCCUCAGUGGAGCAGGACAGGGACCUUUUGUCCCCCAAGCCCUACUGGAAGGAGUUCAGGUUCGACCUGACCCAGGUGCCGGCGGGAGAGGCCGUGACGGCGGCCGAGUUCCGGAUUUACAAAUCCCGGGGUGUCGUCCCCAGGCACGGCAACAGCAGCAUCCACGUCAGCAUCUACGAGGUGGCUGCCCAGCAUUCCAACAGGGAAUCCGACCUGUUCCUGCUGGAUGUGCAGGACCUGCGUGCUGGGACAGAGGGCUGGCUGGUGUUUGAUGUCACAGCUGCCAGCAGCCACUGGGCAGUGGAGCAGAAAUACACCCUGGGGCUGCGGCUCUACGUGGAGACGGAUGAUGGGCACAGCGUGGAUCCGGGCUCUGCCGGGCUCCUGGGCCGAAGGGGACCCCGCUCCAAGCAGCCCUUCAUGGUGACAUUUUUCCGGGCCAGCCCCAGCCCCUCCCGUGUCACACGAGCAGCCAAACCCCCGAGGAGGAGACAGCACAAGAAAUCCAACGACCUCCCCCACCCAAACAAGCUCCCAGGAAUUUUUGACGAUGUGCACCCCACGGAUGGACGGCAGGUCUGCCGGCGCCACGAGCUCUACGUCAGCUUCCAGGACCUUGGCUGGCUGGACUGGGUGAUUGCUCCACAGGGAUACUCAGCCUACUACUGCGAGGGGGAGUGCGCAUUCCCGCUGGACUCGUGCAUGAACGCCACCAACCACGCCAUCCUGCAGUCCCUGGUCCACCUGAUGAAGCCUGAGGCCGUGCCCAAGGCGUGCUGUGCCCCCACCAAGCUCAGUGCCACCUCUGUCCUCUACUACGACAGCAACAACAACGUCAUCCUCAAAAAGCACAGGAACAUGGUGGUGAAAUCCUGCGGCUGCCACUGAUGGACAGGUCCCAUUCCCACUCCUGAGUGUCCCAUUCCCACUCCUGAGUGUCCCAUUCCCAUUCUUGAGUGUCCCAUUCC